CAUCCUACACCUCAAGCAAAUGGCUGGUGGACUGGUGCAUCUGUCUUUCGGCAUCAAGAUGAUGAUAGAUCUAUUGGCUCAUCCACCAAUAACCUCAAAGUUUCGUCUUCUAAUAGCUUCUGUGAGCUUGCCGCUGCUUGCAGUGCUAGUGAUCAUGGCGCCAGUUCUACCGUACUGCCUUUGCCGGGCGAGGCGCAUCUGCGUCUACCGCCUGGGCAGCAAUUACUGGCCGUGGCUGGAAAGCGUGGUGUUAUCCGUUUACUUUGUCCUGGAUUAGCCAGCUGUCCCGUAAGCUUGACUGGACAUGGUCAAGCGAUCAACGAGCUCCGCUUCCAUCCUGCAGACCCUGCUCUUCUCUUCUCCUUCAGCAAGGGUCAGCUUCCGUCUAAUUGGUGGGAUACAGUAACUUGA
Messenger RNA from Protopolystoma xenopodis, 411 nucleotides. The record is from the annotation of a GenBank genome assembly. NCBI's taxonomy places the organism in Eukaryota, Metazoa, Platyhelminthes, Monogenea, Polystomatidea, Polystomatidae.